This is a messenger RNA of Pygocentrus nattereri (red-bellied piranha), 3959 nucleotides long. RefSeq names its product transmembrane O-mannosyltransferase targeting cadherins 4 (gene tmtc4). NCBI's taxonomy places the organism in Eukaryota, Metazoa, Chordata, Actinopteri, Characiformes, Serrasalmidae. Gene Ontology annotation, cellular component: endoplasmic reticulum. The transcript is spliced from 18 exons. Gene Ontology annotation, biological process: protein O-linked glycosylation via mannose; endoplasmic reticulum unfolded protein response. Gene Ontology annotation, molecular function: mannosyltransferase activity; protein binding. Bases 552 to 2744 code for a protein of 730 amino acids. The record is from RefSeq and is a predicted model, not a curated record.
GAGAGAGAGAGAGAGAGAGAGAGAGAGAGAUAUGAAUAUGGAGGAGUUAUUUUAGCCACGUAUUAGGCAUCUACUCUGUGCAUAACUGUUUUAGUAUACUCCGCAUAUUUUUUAUUCCGAUUAGCUGAACUGGGCGCGCUGUGUCGGAAAGCCUCAUCAGCUCACCGAGCUUUACGCUCUCUGGCUGGCAGACUGUUGUCUUUCGUAGCCUCGCUAGUUCUCCGUCUGUCUGUAGGACAGUAGCUGCUGCUGAUGUGCCUGUUUACUGAAGCAUAGUUCAAGUCUGUAAGAGCUUUUACACACAUGUUUUCAGUCCUGUGUUGUAUGAAGUGGUCAGGGAAUGAUUUCUCGUGCGCUGUUUGUUCACUUGGACCGCUGCGGACCAACAAACUGUUAGCUGCCGCUGCUAGCUAGCCUGCCUGUCUGUCACCUCGCUGCUACACUACUACACUACAGUGCAACUAUGUAGAUGAGCACUGUCACAUCUCUGAGAUGUAGAGUCUCUCCAGCGAGUGAAUGGCGAGACAGCAUGACCUGCAAACUCAAGCACCAUGGUACAUUCUGAACCUUACUGGGACCACCACGUCCCCUUGCCAAAGCUUGGAUCAGUUCAUUCACGCCUGUUUGUGGCCUUGGUUGCCCUAGUCUGUUUCAUAAACAGCUAUGAUGGGGACUUUGUCUUUGAUGAUUCAGAAGCUAUUAUCAAUAACAAGGAUCUAAACCCAGCUACCCCUCUAAAUAACAUCUGGAAAAAUGACUUCUGGGGAAGCAACUUGAGCAGCAACUCCAGCCACAAAUCCUACAGGCCGCUGACUGUUCUCACCUUUAGGCUAAACUACCUCUUGGCUGGUGGAUUGCACCCAGUGGGCUUCCACAUGCUGAACAUUGGCCUCCACUGUAUUAUCUCUGCGUUAAUGAUUGAUGUCUUUGCAAUAUUAAUUGGUGGCCUGGCCUGUGACGAGAAAGCUACGAGACUUGCCCACGUUCCGAAGGCUUCCCUCCUAGCCGCGCUCUUCUUCGCUGUGCACCCAGUUCAUACAGAAAGCGUGGCUGGAAUUGUGGGCAGAGCAGACCUCUUGUGUGCCCUCUUUUUCCAGUUGUCUUUCCUUUCAUAUUGCAGAGCAUUUCAAGGUGGUGAUAAGAGUGACAGUUUCUCAGUGUCAUGGAUAGUGAUCAGCCUUCUGCUGUGUGCUGUAGCCAUGCUGUGUAAGGAGCAAGGCAUCACAGUUUUGGGAGUGAACGCUGCAUUUGAUAUCCUCAUGAUCUGCAAUCUGAAUAUCUAUGAGUUGACACACAGGCUGCUAGUCAGGAGAAAGGCUGUAGGUGAUGGCGAAUGGAUCAGGAAAGGGCUUCUUGUACGGUUGGCUCUCCUGCUUUUUGGUGGGUCUUUGCUUUUGUAUGCAAGGUGGAGGAUCAUGGGUACAGGGCCGCCAGCCUUUACCGAGGUAGACAAUCCAGCCUCCUUUGCUGAAAAUGUUUUUCUUAGGAUUGUGAACUAUAAUUACUACUACUCCUUGAAUGCAUGGCUGCUGCUGUGUCCCUGGUGGCUGUGUUUUGAUUGGUCAAUGGGCUGUGUACCUCUUAUUAAAUCAGCCAGUGACUGGAGAAUUGUCUGGCUGCUGCUGCUGUGGGCCUGCUUGAUUGGCUUGAUAAGGCAAGCUCUGUGCUCCCCAGACAGCAGUAAAAGAAGGACUCUGACGUUUGGUCUUGUGCUGCUGGUCAUCCCCUUCAUUCCAGCCAGUAACCUGUUCUUUCGAGUGGGCUUUGUAAUAGCCGAGCGGGUGCUGUACCUCUCCACAGCAGGUUUCUGCCUCAUCCUGGCCUAUGCUGUGGCCUACUGCUGUUGCUGCUGGAGGAGACACAAGAAGCUGCUGCAGGCGGCCAUGUUGGCCCUGUUGGGCAUGAACGUGGUCCGCUGCGCCCUGCGCAGUCAGCAGUGGAGGACUGAGCAGAGCCUGUUUACCAGCGCCUUGUCUGUCUGCCCACUCAAUGCCAAGGUUCAUUAUAAUGUUGGCAAAAACCUUGCUGACCGAGGCAACCAGAGUGCUGCAAUCAGGUACUACAGAGAGGCUGUGAGGCCUGAUUUUGCUGCUGCUUGGAUGAAUCUGGGUAUUGUGCAAAACAGCCUGAAAAAGUUUGAAGAGGCAGAGCAAAGCUACUGGAAUGCUAUUAAAUUCAGGAAGAAGUAUCCAGAUUGCUACUACAAUUUGGGUCGACUGUAUGCAGAUCUGAAUCGUCAUGUAGAUGCUCUGAAUGCUUGGAGGAAUGCCACCAUGUUGAAGCCUGAUCACAGCCUGGCAUGGAAUAACAUGGUUAUACUGUUGGACAACACUGCCAGUCUUCCCCUGCCGUGUGGAGAAUGCCCCCGAUUCCCAGACAGAAACUCUUUAAGCAGACACUUCUCCCAGCCAGGCAACCUGGCUCAAGCAGAGUUAAUAGGAAAAGAGGCUUUGAAGAUAUUACCUAAAGACCACACAAUUAUGUUCUCCUUGGCCAAUGUGCUGGGAAAGCAGCAGAAAUACAAGGAGUCGGAAGGUUUUUUUCUAAAUGCACUGAAGAUCAACCCCAAUGCUGCCAGUUGCCAUGGCAAUCUUGCUGUGCUGUACCAUCGCUGGGGGAAGCUGGACUUUGCUAAGAAGCAUUAUGAACUCUCUUUAAAACUGGACCCCAGCGCUCCAGGGACCAAUGAAAACUACAACAUGCUGAAACGCAAGCUUGAGCAGCGGCAAAAAACAGCUGGUUAACAUGGGUUUUCACAGUUUUAUUUAUAUAUAUAUAUAUAUAUAUAUAUAUAUAUAUAUAUAUAUAUAUAUAUAUAAUAGAGCACGUGUGUGAAUUCCACCUUUGUAUAAUGUCCACACCAAGAAAAUAAUUAAAGAAAAUUUCCUUAUUUAUACUAUACAGUUUGUAUGGGCACAUUUUUUAAUAGAUGCAAAACAGUUAUUGUCUUUGAUGUUCAGCCCUGAGCUAUGGCUUUGUAACAGGCAAGUUCUUUUGUUACGUGUGGCCUGUACUCUCAAGGCAUGUGGAACAUAUCUACCAUCUUGUCUUUCACUCCAGUCUUUCAUCUUUGACCCCAUGUUAUGUCAGCUGGCCCUCUGUUUAUUAGUCUGUUUCACUUUGUAAUUGUAAAGCAUGUUAUAAUUGGCCAUUCACCAAGAAUGUGCCACUCUGGUCAUAUUAACAAAUUGCAUUUUAAAAUGUCAGUUACUGUCAGUGAGACACAAAGGUAUAAGGUUACUGCUGGCUCGUUGGCUUUUGUUAGUGUGUUUGUUUACCCACAUUCCAGAGUAUCAAAGUAACAUGUUGGUGAGUGUGGCACACGGUCCUUCGUAGCCUCCAAUCCCUCUAGUUAAUAUAAGAAAGGUGUUUUGCAAGUGUGCGUAGUGAUGUGCAGGAGCCUAAGGGUCACCCCAAGCAGGAAGCCAGCGGCUGUGGCCGAAAAGAAAACAGCACAGCACGCAACGAAAGCUUCAAAGGAGGCUGGACGCCAUCCCCAAGGGGCAUCUCUCACACGCUGGCUCUUCUUGAAAGUUACUGCUGAGUGAGGGCUGACCCCAGGACACAACUUCAGUCAACAAGUCUGCACCUCGGUUGAAAGUUCAGCACACUUCUAUUUUUUCACCUGCUUCUUACUGCUGCCAGAGAACAUUUGAAGAGCUGGUCUGGCGAAUACAGCGCGUUGGAUGGGAGGCUGGUUUGUUUUUACAGUGUGAAGCACAGGUGUAAAAGGUAGGCCCAGAACUGGGUGGAUGUCAGUGGUGGGGAAAGUAAUAGCUCAAUAAGUAGGAACAUGCACAUCAAUGAUGGGAUCAAACAUGUAAAGCCUCUGCGAAAACUACAAAGGAAAAACAAGCUAAAACAAAGAAAGAUGAAAGUGAAAGGGAUAGCAUGUAAAUUGUGCAGGCAUCCAGUCAAGCCUGUGCAAAAGUGGAGUCACACUUUAUAUUUGUUUUCCA